This is a messenger RNA of Cornus florida, 6934 nucleotides long. RefSeq names its product disease resistance protein RGA2-like. Gene Ontology annotation, biological process: defense response to other organism. Lineage: Eukaryota; Viridiplantae; Streptophyta; Magnoliopsida; Cornales; Cornaceae. The record is from RefSeq and is a predicted model, not a curated record. Gene Ontology annotation, molecular function: ADP binding. The transcript is spliced from 9 exons. The coding region runs from base 561 to 2189 and encodes 542 amino acids.
CAAAACCCAAAACCCAAAACCCUAAUCCCCCAUUCAAAACCCCUCUCUUCCAUUUCAAAGUACAAUCUUGAAUUUUCACACCCACACACAACGCGCACACACAUAUAUUUAUUCAUGGGUACACGUUUCUGUGUAUUUGUUUCAGAUUACAUUGAACUGAUAUAUAUAUAUAUAUAUAUAUAUAUAUAUAUAUAUAUAUAUAUAUAUAAUUCUACAUUUGAUUGUAUAGUAUUAUUUAUAUGAGUUGAAAUUUGAGACACAAAAACAAUGUAUUGUGUUUACAUGAAUAAACAACUAGAUCAUGAAUAUUAUAGUCAAUCACUCGCCUAAUUAGUUUCGAGUAUUAAAUUAAUAUCAUCAUCAAUUCAAUGGCGGAGUUUACGCCUAAUUUGGAGAGGUGCACAUGGUGUUUUGCUGGCCAAUUUUCUUUUUGAGAAUUGUUUAGAGAGAUGCACAUGGUGUUUUGCUGGCCAAUUCUCUCCUUGUGAAUUAUACUAUUGACUAUCCUUGUUCAAUAGCUCCACAAACAAUCUGUAAACCAUCUAUCUCAUCAAGAAGAAAUGGCUGAAACAAUUCUCCACAACACUGUGACUGAAAUUCUGAAGAAGUUGGGCUCGACAGUUCUCCAAGAGAUCGCCCUGGUGUGGGUGGUAAAGGAUGAGCUUCGCAGACUCAAAAACACGGUUUCUACAAUCAGAGCAGUCAUUGUUGAUGCAGAGGAGCAGCAAUCCACAAACCAUGAGAUUGCAGACUGGUUGGAAAUGCUCAAUGAUGCACUUCAUGAUGCUGAUGACUUGUUUGAUGACUUUUCCACCCAAGUUCUUCGGCGUCAGGUUAAGACUCAGAAUAAAGGGCUAAAGAAGGUAGGCGUUUUCUUCUCAAGCUCUAACCAGCUUGCUUUUAGCCUUAAGAUGGCUCAUGAGAUUAAAGCCAUUAAGGAGAGACUAGAUGAAAUUGCAGAAGAUAGGAAAAAAUUUCACCUAACUGAGCAACCUUUAGAGAUUCGAGUUGAGAAUGGUAAAAGGGAGGAGACUCACUCUUCUGUUCAUGCAGAAAGUGUUACUGGGAGGGAUGCUGAUAAAACAUCCAUUAUAGAACUUUUAUUGGACGGUAACGUUCGAGAGAAUGUGUCCGUUGUUGCAUUAGUUGGAAUUGGGGGACUAGGAAAGACCACACUUGCACAAUUAGCAUACAAUGAUGAGGGUGUCACUAAACAUUUUGAACUUAAGAUGUUGGUGUGUAAAUUUGAUGUUUUUGAUGUGAAACUCAUUGUAGAAAAGACCAUAGAGUCUGCAACAGACGAUAAGCCUGAAAACCUUUCCAUGGAUAAGUUGCAAGAAAAGCUUAAGAGAGAAAUUAUUGGAAAGAAAUAUUUGCUUGUGUUGGACGAUGUGUGGAAUGAGGAUCGUGAAAGAUGGCUAGAACUGAGAGUUUUGUUGAUGGGUGGUUCUAGGGGAAGUAAGAUAUUAGUAACAACCCGUAGUGAAUUAGUUGCAAAUGUUAUGGGUGCAAAUUCACCAUGUCUUUUUAAAGGCUUGUCUAAGGAGGAGUCGUGGUCUUUGUUUAAGCAAAUGGCAUUCAAACAUGGGGAAGAGUCAGAGAAUACAUGUCGAUUAACAAUUGAGAAAGCGAUUGCACAGAAGUGUAAGGGAGUUCCUCUUGCCAUAAGGGCUAUAGGAAGCCUACUAUACUCUAAAGAUACAGAUGUUGAAUGGUUGCUUUUCGAAAGUAAUGAUUUGGCAAAAAUAGCUCAAGUAGAAGAUGUUAUUUUGCCAAUAUUAAAGUUAAGUUAUGAUCAUCUUCCUUCAAAUCUGAAGAAAUGCUUUGCAUUUUGUUCCUUAUAUGUGAAAGAUGAAAAGAUUGAUAAGCAAUCAUUAAUCCAAUUGUGGAUUGCAGAGGGACUCAUUCAAUCAUUGUAUGAAAAUCAACACUUGGAAGAUGUGGGAGAUUUGUAUUUUAUGGAUUUACUAAGGUCCCUUUUUCAAGAUGUUGAAAGAGAUGAAUGGGGUGAUAUAAUAAGUUGCAAAAUGCAUGAUCUAGUCCAUGACCUUGCACAAUUGGUGGCAAGGCUUGAGAACUCCACUUUGACGAAAGCAGAAAAUGUUACAGCAACAACUCGUCAUGUGUCAUUUGGUGUUUGUGAUUCAUCACGGGAAAUUUCAACCCACUUGGUCCAAGCUAACAAGUGACGAACAUUUAUUUGGAAGAAGGAUCAAGUUUUAGAUGAAUCAGUUUUUGAAAGAAAUGUUUUAAGUUUUAAAAAGUUACGUGUGAUGGUUGUCCACAAGUUGAAGAUCCAGACCGUGCCAAGUUACAUAAGCAAACUGAAACAUUUAAGGUAUCUUGAUCUCAGUGAUAGUGGUAUCUCGACUCUCCCAAAUUCUAUAACCAAGUUGCAAAGUCUGCAGACUCUAAAACUCAAUCAUUGUUACAGGCUUGUAGAAUUGCCAAGAGAUAUAAGAAAAUUGGUCAGCCUUAGGCAUCUUGAGCUUCACUACUGUAAUUAUUUGAGUGGUAUGCCGUGUGGAUUGGGCCAGUUGACCUCUCUUUUGACAUUAACUAGAUUUGUAACCAACUCAAAUGGCAGUCGGUUGAAUGAAUUGCAAAGCCUAAACAAUCUACGUGGAAGAUUAAGUAUUAGAAUACUUGGACUUGGGGACUUAAGUAGCCGACAGUGUUCAAAAAAUGCAACAACAGCAGAGGAAAGAAUGGAUGGAACAAACUACUUGGAGGAAAAAGAAUACCUUAAGAUCCUGGAAGUAUAUUUUUAUAAGGAUGAAGAUAAUCAGGUAUUGUUGGAAACCCUACGUCCACACCCCAAUCUGAAGGAGCUGAAAAUAUAUUAUUAUCAGGGAGUGAGUUCCCCAAGUUGGAUGAUGGUUGACAUUCAUUUAUUCAUCCCAAAUGUAGUCAAUAUUGAUAUAGAGAACUGGCAUAGAUGCAAACAUCUUCCACUGUUUGGGCAACUUCCUUCUCUCCAAUAUCUUAAGCUUUAUGAUAUGGAUUCUAUGGAGUACAUAGACAACAAUACUGGCUGUGGUGUGGAGUCCCUCUCUUCAUCGAGUGGAGAAGCAGCAGCAGCAAGAAAAAGAGAACCAACACUAGCACCAACAUUCUUCCCAUUGCUGAAGACACUCACACUCUGGGACUUGCCUAAUCUGAAGGGAUGGUGGAGGAGCGAUGCAGAAGAAGAAGCAACAAGAACAAGUACUAUUGCAAGCUUACCAGACCAACAACAUUUGAAGUCACUGCCUCAUAGCUCCCAUCAUUUCCUACUCUUUCCACAUUAUCCAUUACUAAUUGCCCUAAUCUGGAAUCAAUCCCGAUUCUGCAACCAUAUCUUGAAGUACUACAUCUAGAUCGCGUCAGCAAGAAGCUAGUACAACAACUUCUAAUGAUGACGAUGUCGUUGUCCUCUUCAUCUUCUUUGCUUCUUCAUCUUCCCAAAUUAAAAUGUCUGAGUCUUGGGAGAAUUUACAAUCUAGUUACACUACCAGAGUGGAUAGGCAACCUCACAUCACUUGAAAAGUUUCACAUUUUUUACUGCCCCAAAUUGACAUCACUGCCCGAAGGGAUGCGUCGGCUCACUACACUCCAAGAACUCAAAAUUACAUAUUGUACUGAUGUGUUAAAUGAUAGAUGCCACAAAGAAACAGGGGAAGAUUGGCCAAAAAUUGUUCAUAUCGCAAAUAUUUAUAUAUCACGAUUACAUUGACAUGCAAGGUUCACAGGACUUGGUGGAUGAAUCAUUGCUUGAAACAAAGAAGAUAGCUCAUUUUGUUCUUGGAAUUGAAAUUACCCCAGCUGGCAGCUUGAGGAGCACAUAAUUGGAUUACUUUUAACUGUCUACUUCUUCCUGUUCGUGCUUGUUUGAUAUCAAAGCAUAUGAAGUUUCUGCAAAUUUACAGAGAAAUAGGGUGGAAUCUGCCAAAAGGGUGAUUACAAAAACCAUCAAGCGUGAGCAGCCACAAAAAAAUUGGACAAGGCUUAGGGAUUAUUAUCAGUAGUCUAUACUAGAUUUUGUUUGAUGAAGAUGAGUCAGGAGAAAGAAUCUUAGGCAGUUACUGGAGAUUUGUUCUCUAUUGGUACUCGUGAUCAAGGCUAAGGAUUAAGGAAUGAAGCAAUGGGCUUCUCUGUGGAGCACGGAUAUUCAAUCCAGAGUGGGAGUAUAAGCUGUGAACCUUAAGACAUUUACAAGUCUAGGAUUAUCAGAUUACUGGUAAGACGCUUUACCCUUCAGCAGAUUUUUUCGAAUUUUGCUUUACAACUAAUAAUACAGGUUGUCCUCCCUUAUGGGGGAAAUGAUUGACCAACCUGGUGUUGUUUUUUUGAGUGAUUUUAUUAGUUCUCAGGCCAGAAUUUGGAUAUUCUGAGUGGUUUGACAAUAUAAGUUUACCGUAAUGCUGUGUUGCUCAAAAGUAUGGCAAGUCAAGAACAGGAAUGCUGUUUUGCUCCUCAGAAUUUUCAUAGAUAUGUUCUCUGCAACUUUUCCUUGUUUUCUGAUAUUCAGACGGUGCAUUAAACACUAGAUUUUGCUAAAAGUAACAAUUAUCCCGACACUACCUUCAGAUCUUUACCGCCAUUUGACGUAUGUAAUGCUCACUAGAUUUUGCUAAAAGUAACAACAUUUCCUUGUCAGCGUUCAUAUUCUUGUUUCCCUAUAUUUUGUACUGAUGUAAAGACAGUUUUUAGAAUCAGUUAUUUAAUGAUGAAAUUCACUUGAUGACAAAAGUUUAAGUAUGACCACACCUUGAAUGAGGUGAAAAUUAAGAAAAUAUUGGUUGAAGAUUACAUGUAUCUUACAAUCACUAGAGAUGCAGGACUAGAUUGCCUGUAGACUGCAAGAUCGUUCUAAAUUUUAUUAAUUUAAUACCACAACUCGACUUAAUCCUGUGGAUUGAAUCUGCAUCACUUCAUCUUAGAUUCAAAACAUAAUUCACAAGAUUAGUAGGACUCGUUGACGUAUCUUAACUAGUUUACUUCACAAAUUGUUGCAGGAGAGUGUACCACAACCAGAUGAAACAAUGCCGGACACAAUGGUGGGAAAACAGCUGAUGAAGAAACAGAAGAGAAGACUGUAGAAGAAAUCAGAGGAAGUUUUUGUGUUAUGUGCUCAUCUCUGAUCUCCCGUAUGCGUGUUCUUGCAGUCGACGACGAUGGGUGUUCUUGCAGUCGACAAUGCCAGUAUCAGGGCAGCUUGAGGAGCACAUAAUUGGAUUACUUUUACGGUCGCCUUAUGAAGGAAGCAUCGACAGAUAUAUUCAAUCCAAAGCGGGAGUAUAAUCUGUGAACAUUGUUAAGUGGUGGACAAGACAAGCUAUGACCAAGGCAAUACGAAACAAGCUUAGGAUUAUCAGAAUACUGGUAAGACACUUUAUCCUAGAGGAGAUUGUUUUGAAUUGUGCUUAUAUGAGUGAUUUUUUUAGUUCUCAAGUUAGAUUGACAAACCUGGUGUCUUCUUCGUGUGCUUAUGAGUGAUUUUUUUAGUUCUCAAGCUAGAUUUUUUAUAUUAUUAGUUUGUUUGGCAAGGGAGGUAAUACGUUCUUUCAGCCUAUCAGACAAAGCUAGAGAAGUGCAUCCAAAUCCAAGUAUGGUGAACCUUAAAAGCCAGACAUUGAUUGAAUUUAGUACGUUGUUUGGGAUUUACAAAAUAGAGAUACAGGAUCUUCGUAGACACAUCACUAGGUUCUUUCAUUAUUUACACAAAAUAGCUAAAAAAUUGUGCCUUGUAUAUGCGUCAUCAUUCCUCACAUGGGCCGGAGUUUGGGGCCUUACACAGUUACUCUAAUGCAAUUAACAUUUAUCUUUCCAAAAAAAAAAAAAUGGUUUUAGAAGAGUUGAGUUUUUAUUUUUGCAAAUAUCAUAUUUUUUUCUAAGCAAGAAAAUAGAUCUCCUAUUCCAUAUCUUAAGUAUAUAUGUAAUCUUUUAGUAAAAUAUGUAGAAUUAUACAGUUCAUUAAAUUCUAGGUAAAUAGAAUUCGAAAAUACAAGUUUUGGGUCAAAUGAUUUAAAAUAGAUUUUUUUAUUUUGGAGUGGAAAAUGAAAUACUUAGGUAGUUACAGGUAAAGUUAUAUAUUUUCAUUUAUUCAUAUGUAAUAGGUGGUUUUAGUAACUAUGGUGGUAAGCAUUGAGAGACAUGUUGGCAUGACCCUUAUAUUUUUUGUUGAACUCAUGCAUGAAUGCGUAUAGAUUACUGUGUAUUAUUUCCUUGGUCAAUCUGUUCAUAAAUGUGACUUUUAAGUGUGCUCUUCUUUUUCUUUGUUUAAAAUUGUGCAACUCACCUAUGUUCACAUAGAGCUUGUUUCAGAUCUUUGAAGAGACAACCACCAUGACUUCCAAUUCUUUUCAUGUCUACUUGCUUGUUGCCUACGAUCACAUAGCUAAAUCUUGUGUCUAUCUAUCUGCAUAGAAAUUUAUUGUGCACAAAUCAAACUUUACCCAGGUUUUGCAACCAGAAAAAAAAAAAAUUUGAAAAAAAAAAUAAUAAUAACCCUCAUCUCAAAAGGAGCAUUGUAACAACAUAAGGUUAUUUACACUGCUAAUUAUUGAGUAUGACGUUUUCAGCUACAACAAAGAGAUGAUUUACUUGAUCUUCUGCACUUACAAAUGCAAUUAAUCACCAUCAUAAAGUAGCAGCUUCAAAUUAUUAAAUGUACAUAGAACUAGGUCUAAACCUCCCCACAAUUCUUAACGAAGGUGCUGCAUAGUCCUUGAUAAAUUAAGCAAGCCAUACACAGUAAUUCUGAGAAAAAAAAACCCCUAAACACUCUCACCUGUUCCUUUAUCUCGGGAGCAAAUCGGAACUUCCCACCAUCACUCUUGGCUGCAAUUCCAGAGCUCUCUCACAAUCGGACCUCUUCUCACUCUACUUUCUUCAACAAUCACACACACACACAUUACACACAUUUGUUCUUCUCACUCUACUUUUCUGAACC